Thunnus maccoyii (southern bluefin tuna) is the source of this 9504-nucleotide messenger RNA. RefSeq names its product fibronectin 1a (gene fn1a). The coding region runs from base 628 to 8154 and encodes 2508 amino acids. Gene Ontology annotation, molecular function: protein binding. The transcript is spliced from 49 exons. Gene Ontology annotation, cellular component: extracellular region. The record is from RefSeq and is a predicted model, not a curated record. Lineage: Eukaryota; Metazoa; Chordata; Actinopteri; Scombriformes; Scombridae.
ACCAAUCGAUUAAUCAGCUAAUCACAGCAGCUCUACACUUAGCCCAUUGUGACUUUACAGGUCCUUUUCUGCAUGAACAAUCAAUAUUAAAGGACACCAAGUUCUUCUUAAACACAACUUGGAUAAACUGAAUCCAUGACUGAGACAACAGUAACAUUGCAGGUUGUUUGAGUAGUUCAUUGUCUCCUUUAAUGACAUUUCUAGGUAGAUCAGCUGAGAGCAGGGUUGCAUCCAUGAGGCCAAAAGGUCCUAAAUUUAAGGGACCAUUAAUGGGACAACCAUUGUCAUUUUUGACAUAACCUUUGUUCAUACUAGUAAGAACAGAGUUUACAACUUGGGAUUUCUGAAACCAUCUUUGUCUGCCUCACUUCAUGCUGCGUGGGUAGUCGGUCUCUUUUGUUGGACCUCCCUCCUCUGGCUGAAAGUAAGCCAUGCCCAGAUAAAUCACUCCCACAGACUGGUAAACCUGCACACUGGGGCCGCAGACUGGAGAGGAGCGGACUGAACGGGAAGAUCAAGAACGCGGCAUUAAUUAAGAGUUGCACUGGAGCCGACUUCUCUCCGUCUCUGGUGAAAUAAACUUUGCACAAGGAGAACCUGUAGUAACUGCGCCGAGUGGCUCGCAUUAUGUCCGGCAGCACUAUAGCCAGGGUGCUGGUUGCGCUCUGUAUCGGGAGCGCGGUGAACUGCAUGCCCCAAGGGAAGCACAGGAAUCGGCGACAGUCGCAGCCGCAUCACGUCUCCUCAGUAUCUCAGGAUGGCUGUUUAGAGAACGGUCAUUUCUAUGGCCUUAAUGACCAGUGGGAACGCCCAUACUUGGGUAGCACUCUGAUCUGUACCUGCCAUGGAGUUGCUGGUAUCAAGUGUAAAAGCAAACCUGAAGCCGAGGAGAAAUGCUAUGAUAAGAUCAACCAGCAGUACUACACUGUGGGAGAAACCUACGAGAGACCCAAGGACGGCAUGAUCUGGGACUGUACCUGUAUUGGAUCUGGGAGGGGCAAGAUCAGCUGCACCAUUGCCAAUCGCUGUCAUGAGGGAGGGGCUUCAUAUAAGAUAGGUGACACCUGGCAGAGACCCCAUGAAACAGGAGGCUACAUGUUGGAGUGUGUCUGUCUGGGUAACGGCAAGGGAGAGUGGACCUGCAAGCCUGUCUCUGAGCGUUGCUACGACAACGCGGCGGGAACAUCCUAUGUUGUUGGGGAGACGUGGGAGAAGCCAUACCAAGGAUGGAUGGUGGUGGACUGCACCUGUCUAGGAGAAGGAAGUGGCCGCAUCACAUGUACUUCUAGAAAUCGCUGCAACGACCAGGAUACUCUGUCCUCCUAUCGUAUUGGAGAUACCUGGACCAAGAACGAUGCCCGAGGCAACCUGCUCCAGUGUCUGUGCACAGGGAAUGGCCGAGGGGAGUGGAAGUGUGAGCGACACGCUUCACUUCACACCACUGGCCUGGGCACUGGCUCUCGUGUAGUCACUAACAUCCAGCCUGCGGUCUACCAACCAUCCACUGUGACUGAGCAACCUCAGGAUGGACCCUGUCGGACAGAUACAGGGCUGUCAUACUUUGUCGGCCAUCGCUGGAUUAAGAACCAGGGAACCAAGCAGAUGAUCUGUACCUGUCUGGGCAAUGGAAUCAGCUGUGAACAAUGGGAUGGACCAGCUCCAGUAUACGGUGGCAACUCUGGCGGUCAGCCCUGUGUGUUCCCCUUCGUCUACAAGGGGAAGACCUACCACUCUUGCACCUCUGAUGGACGAAGUGACGGACAGCUCUGGUGUUCCAUCUCCUCUGACUUUGAUGCAGAAGAGAAAUAUUCCUUCUGUACAGAGAAGAAUGCGAUUGUGGCAACACGAGGCGGUAAUUCCAAUGGUGCUCUGUGCCAGUUCCCCUUCCUCUACAAUGGCCGAAACUACACUGACUGCACUGCAGAUGGGCGUAGAGACGGCAUGAAAUGGUGUGGCACCACAACAAACUAUGAUGAGGAACAACGUUUUGGGUUCUGUCCCAUGGCUGCCCAUGAAGAAGUAUGUACAACCAACGAAGGGCUGAUGUACCGCAUUGGAGACCAGUGGGACAAACGCCACGAUGUUUUGGGUCACAUGAUGCGGUGUACCUGUGUCGGCAAUGGGCGAGGAGAAUGGAGCUGCGUUGCCUACUCCCAGCUUAAAGACCAGUGUAUUGUGGAUGGUCUGACCUACGAGGUGAACCAAACCUUCACCAAGCAACAUGAAGAAGGCUACACAAUGAACUGCACCUGCUUCGGACAGGGGCGUGGCCGCUGGAAGUGUGAUGCCAUUGACCAGUGCCAGGAGCCAGAGACGCGAGCUUUCUAUCAGAUCGGAGAGUCUUGGGAUAAAGUCAUCAAUGGAAUCAUGUACAAGUGCUAUUGCUAUGGCAACGGCGUUGGAGAACUCAGCUGCGAGCCCCAGCAGUCCUACCCUGGUGGUCAUCGUCCUGUCCAAGUAAUCAUAACAGAAUCUGGAAACCAACCCAACUCCCACCCUAUUCAGUGGAAUGCCCCAUCCUCUGCUCACAUCACCCAGUACAUCCUCAAAUGGAGAGUGAAAAAUACUCAAACCCCAUGGAGGGAGGUGUUGAUCCCUGGUCAUCUUAACUCCUACACCAUCUCUGGUCUGAAGCCGGGCAUUACCUAUGAGGGUCAGCUGAUCAGUGUGCUGCGAUAUGGACGUCGAGAGAUCACACGCUUUGACUUCACCACCAAUUAUGGAUCACUGGCUACAUCACAAGGCGAGACCACCCCACCUCCACCUGUGGUUGACACCUCAGAGUCCGUGACAGAAAUUACCUCCAGCAGCUUUGUCAUCUCCUGGGUUUCCGCCUCUGACACAGUCUCUGGCUUUAGAGUCGAAUAUGAGCUUAAUGAGCUGGGACAGAGCACUGGACAACCCAUUGUACUUGACCUGCCACGUACAGCUACCUCAGUGAACAUUAAUGAGCUUCUACCUGGGAGGAAGUACACUGUUAAUGUCUAUGAGGUUAUAGAAGGUUCAGAGGACAACCUCAUUCUUUCUACUUCACAAACCACUGCACCUGAUGCGCCUGCUGACCACGAAGUGGAGGAGGUGGGAGAAACUUCAAUAAUGAUUAGCUGGGACAAACCACUGGCUCCCAUCACUGGCUAUCGUGUCGUCUACACACCAUCAUUGGAAGGUGAAAGCACAGAGCUGACUCUCCCUGAUACAGCCACGUCCGUGACUCUGAGUGACCUUCGUCCUGGGAAAUUGUACAACAUCAGUAUCUACGCUGUGGAGGACAGCCUGGAGAGUGAGCCUAUCUUUGUACAGGUCAACACAUCUGGAGAUCCACUGCCAGAGGAAGUGACUUCUCCUACAGAUCUGCAGUUCUAUGAGGUUUCAGAUAAGAAGAUCGUUCUGACGUGGACCGGCCCAACCAGCGAAGUCUCAGGUUACCGAGUCACAGUGGUCCCUGUGGAUGAGUCUGGUACCCCCCAGAGAGAGAUGACUCUGCCUGUCAGUCAAAACUCCUACAUUGAAGUGACACACCUACAGCCUGGAACACUUUACCGCUUCAGUGUCUACACCAUUCACCAUGGAGAGGAAAGUCUACCACUUAUUGGGGAGCAAACCACUAAGCCUGAUGCUCCCACAGAUAUCCAUUUCAUCAACGUGACUGAUGACAGUGCCGUGAUGCUGUGGUUUGCCCCCCGUGCCAAAAUCAGUGGCUACCGUCUCUUCCUCACUGUUGAGGGCUCUAACCCUAAGCAGCUGCGCCUGCCUGGUCGCCUUUCUCAAUACACCCUCCUCAACCUGAAGCCUGAUACGAAGUACACUGCUACACUGCAUGCAGAGCAAGACAAUACACUGAGUGCAGGAGAGACUGCGGUGUUUAUAACUAACCCACCAAUGGGUAAUGCCCCACAUUUCAGCACUGAUGUGACUGACACCUCCAUUAUAAUCUCCUGGACUCCAGUACCGCGCAUUGGAUACAAGUUGACAGUGCGUCCCAGUGAGGGCGGAGAAGCCCCUAGAGAUGUGACCUCUGACUCAGGAAGUAUAUACGUUUCUGGUCUGACUCCGGGAGUGGAGUACACCUACAGCGUUCAGCCAAUCGUUAACGGCCAUGAGCAGGGAACCCCAAUCACACGCCGUGUUGUUACACCUCUGUCUCCUCCUACUGAUCUCAACCUGGAGUCCAACCCAGGCACUGGAGAGCUCACUGUCCAAUGGAGCGGAGCCAGUACACCAGAUAUCACUGGCUACAGAGUAACAUGCACUCCCACCAAUGGGCAGCAAGGAAACAGUCUGGAGGAGUUUGUGGAGGCAGGGGAGAACUCCUGCACCCUGGACAACCUCAGUCCAGGAGUAGAGUACAAUGUCAGUGUUGUGACUGUUAAGGAUGAUAUGGAGAGCUCUCCCAUAUCAACUAUCAUUACACCAGGAGUCCCACGGUUGACAGACCUCAGCUUCGAUGACGUGAGUGACACCACUAUCAGCCUCAACUGGUCACCACUCAACACCACAGCCAUCACUGGUUAUAGGAUCACGGUGGUGGCAGCCGGCGAGAGCGUGCCCAUCUUUGAAGACUUUGUGCAGCCAACGACUGGUCAUUAUACGGUCUACGGGCUGGAACCUGGUAUCGACUAUGACAUUAGCGUGAUCACUGUGACGGAGAAUGGCGAGAGCGAACCUACCACCAUCACACAACAGACUUCUGUACCAGCCCCCACAAAUCUGGGCUUUGGCCAGGUUGGACCAGACAGUAUGGAAGUCACCUGGGUCUCCCCCCAUGUCCCCAACAACGCUGACAUCAACACCUUCCUCAUUAGGUAUCAUCCCAUUGACGAUGAAGAUGACAUUACAGAAACCAGCUCAGGAACCAACAGCGUGGUGCUGAGGAAUUUGCUGCCUAACACCGAGUAUCUGGUGAGCGUGGUGUGUGUCUAUGAGCAGAGGGAGAGCUCACCACUCGUUGGCACCCAGAAAACAGCUCUGGAUUCACCAGUGGGCCUGCGUUUCUCUGAGAUCUACACCAACUCCUUCACCAUCCACUGGCUGGCUCCCCAGAGCAAAAUCACAGGUUAUCGUAUGCGUUACCAGAUGGUCAGCGGUGGGAGGUCCAAGGACGAGAGGCUGCCCCCCUCAAGGAACCACUUCACUCUAACAGGACUCACUGCAGACACUGAGUACCUGGUCAACAUCUAUGCAGUGAGUGGGACACAAGAGAGCCUGCCGCUCAGUGGGACACAGAAAACAAUCUCCGAUGCUCCAACAGACCUGGAGGUGCUAGACUCCUCCCCCACCAGCAUCACUGUCCGCUGGGACUCCCCUCCUGUCACUGUGCGCUACUACAGGAUCACUCAUGGAGAGACAGGAGGUCACAGUAAUCCUAAGGAGUUCACAGUGCCUGGCUCACAGUCUACCGCAACAAUCAAUAACCUGAAGCCAGGUACUGACUAUACUAUCACCGUCUACGCUGUAACUGGAAGAGGAGACAGCCCCGCAUCCAGCACUCCGAUCUAUGUCACACACAGGACAAGUUCACAGAACCAAGGGAGAACAAGUGUUGAGUCUCCUUCUGACAUGGAAGUGAUGAAUGUGAAUGAUAACAGUGUCACAGUGAGGUGGAGCCCAGCGCAGGGCCCGAUCAAGGGAUACAGGGUGACUGGGGUCCCCAAAAACGGACAGGGUCUGUCUUUCUCUGAAGUGGUGGCUCCAGAUCAGACAGAGAUUACUUUCUCAGGCCUGAUGCCUACAGUAGAGUACACUGUGAGUGUUUAUGCUCUGGGACAAGAUGGAGAGAGCUCUCCACUGGUGGUGAAUGCCUUAACAAAUGUAGACCGUCCCAAGGACCUGACCUUCUCAGACAUUGACUCCACCUCACUGCGGAUCACCUGGGACAGUCCUGAGGGAAUUGUUACAUCUUACCGGGUCUUGUAUUCAAGUUCAGAGGAGGGUGAGAGAGAGCUGCGCCCUGCUCCCCGAGGAGAUGCAGAGUCCACUGUUAUCUAUGGUCUGCAACCAGGCACUGAAUACACUGUGAAGGUCAUUGCCCUGCAUGAUGACACGGCCAGCACACCACUGGUUGGAACACAAGCUACAGCGAUCUCACCCCCCACCAACCUCGAGUUCUCCCAGGUUGGCCCUACCUCUUUCACUAUGCGCUGGGCUGUACCCGGUCAAGAAAACCGACUAUCUGGCCUGACCGGCCUCACGGGUUACCGUGUGGUGGUGAACCCUAAGAACAAGAGCGGACCGACCAAAGAGAUUAACCUGGCCCCGGACACCACACAGGCACAUAUCUCUGGACUCAUGGUGGCAACUGUCUAUGAGGUGCAUGUUUAUGCCUUGAAAAACUCGCUAACCAGCAGGCCACUCCAAGGAGAGGUCACCACACUGGAGAAUAUCAGCCCCCCUCGCCGCGUACGUAUCUCUGACGUUAACGACUCCUCCAUCACUCUGACCUGGCGCUCUAAGACAGAAAUCAUCUCUGGCUUCCUGGUUGAGGUCACACCUAUUUCCUCUACAGGCUAUUUACCAAUCCAGAGGACCAUCAGCCCUGACUUGCGCUCAUACACUAUCACAGGUCUGGAGCCCGGCACCAAUUAUAAGAUCAACAUGUAUACACUGAAAGGAAAUGGACGCAGCGCACCUCUCACACUCACCGCCUCCACAGCCAAACCAGUGGUCAUCCCACCCACCAAUAUCCGCUUCACUUCCCUGAACGCUCACAGCAUUUCUUUCACCUGGGAGCCAUCCCGCAGCCCAGGGGUUACUGGGUAUUAUGUGACCUAUGAGGAGGCUGGCGGUUUGCCCCGAGAAGUCACCCCCAGGCCCCAUGCAGGCCAGAGCUAUGCCCUUAUCAAUGGUCUGAAACCAGGAACAGAAUAUGUCAUUAAGAUUGUUGCCCUGCAGAAUGCUUUGAGAAGCACACCUCUAGUGGGCAAAGCCAGAACCCAGCCAUCGACAGAUCAUCAACUAUUGGUCCCAGAGCUGCCUCAACUUCCUGUUCCUCACCGACCCAGCACUGACCACCUGGAUGUUCCAGAGCCCUAUGAUGACAAGAUCUCCACCAACCAUGUCCAUUUGGCUGGUACUGGUGGCCAGAACCAACCAGGCCAGCAGGGUCAGCACAUUUACACAGAGUACCAGAGCCUUGGCCCUAAUAACGGUCUUGGCCCCAACGGUGGACCAAAAGAAGGCCAGAGACCCACUCUUAGAGAACCCCUGGUCUACAUUCCUGUAGCAGGCCCUGAUGGAAACAGAGUACCCCUGGUGAAAGUGAGUGAUGGACAUCUGCCAGGUCUUGCAUUUGGUUUCCCUGACAAUGAGACAGAUUUCCCCCAAGAAGCACAGACAAUUACAACCAUCUCCUGGCAACCCAUCCCUCAGACUUCAGAGUAUGAGGUGUCCUGUAAUCCUAUCACACACACAGAGGAAGGAAGCUUUCAGAUGCGUCUUCCUGGCACCUCCAACAGCGCCACACUGAUUGGCCUGACAUCUGGAGCCUCCUAUAAUGUCAUAGUGGAGGCCAUGAGGGGCGGAGCUAAAGAGAAGGUUCUGGAGGAAGUCAUAAACGUUGGCAAUGCCGUUCCAGGUGACAUCCCCAUUUCCACCAACCGGGAUGUGUGUUAUGACACAUUCACACAGACCUACCAUGAGGUGGGCUCAGAGUGGGAGCGCAUGUCUGAGACAGGCUUCAAGCUGUGGUGCCGCUGCCUUGGCCUGGGCAGUGGCCAUUUUAGGUGUGAUUCAUCCAAGUGGUGUCAUGACAACGGUAAUAACUACCGCAUCGGCGAGAAGUGGGAUCGCCAAGCUGAGAACGGUCACAUGAUGAGCUGCACCUGUCUGGGCAAUGGCAAGGGAGAAUUUAAAUGUGAACCCCAUGAGUCGACAUGUUAUGAUGAUGGGAAAAUGUACCAGGUUGGAAACCAAUGGCAGAAGGAAUACCUGGGCGCCAUUUGUACCUGUACCUGCUACGGAGGACAACAGGGCUGGCGUUGUGAGAACUGCAGAAGGCCGGGAGGAUCGACCGAUGUGGACGCUGACCUCCUUCAACCUGUUAGCCCAGAUGUCUUUGACCGCUACAGAGAAAACGCUCUACGCAAACUGAACAUCCAGUGUCCAAUUGAAUGUUUGAGGCCGGAGUUGCUUGCAGACGCUAUCAGCCCCUCAGAGUAGAGAAGAAAGGAGGACGAGUAAAGGAGGAUGAAGAAGUGAGACCCCUUACAGCGUUGCCACCACUUCAAGAAGGACACCUCCUCUUGCUUUCAUUAAAAGAAGGCACUUCAAUCAGACCUGUGCCUUUUUUAAAGGUUGUCCUCUCUGCAAAUUUUAGUGCGUUAACAAGACUUUUCUACACCAAACCUCUGUGCCUUUUCAAAGAUCCAUCCAACUUUUUAUGUUGGCUGUGUCUCUUUUUUUGACAGAAACAAGGAUUUCUUCAUCAAAUUAACUUUUGACACAAAUCUGCCAGAGCACAAAUCCUGCUGCUUUAUCACCUCAAACCUGCCUACUCCAAACACACUGUAGGCUACACAUGCACACACACACUCACACACACACAUACACACCAGAUGCAGUAUUGUUGUGUAUUCUUAUAUACUGUUGCAUCGAGUCUUUUUUUUUUUUAUUUGUUCAAAUUUAAAAACAUUCCAUGACAAUUCGCUUCUUUUGACCAAGACAAUACACACCGCUCAAAACAGGACUUACAGGACUUCAUAUAAUUGACUUAUUUGUAGCCAUAUUUGUUGCAUUUCCCCUUAAAAUUUAUUGUAAUGAAAUUCCAAAGUCCAAAGCCAUACACUGUCGUCCAAAGUUGUUGUCUCUAUUGUUAAAUACACACUCCAACAUCCACAGCUCCAGUCUCAGCUUGAGUAACCUCGACAGACACGACAGUCACAGUCAGUUUUAAAUAAAAUGUGUCAGGACAGUUUUUUUUAUCAACCUGCAUCAGAAUUCUUUGUAAUGAAGGGGGUUACCGUCAUAAAAGCUGUGCAGUAAGUGUCCUGUCUGUCUCCUUGUGGUCAGUAUUCUGCUCUUGUGAUGAGCAAAGCAGUUGGUCACUAGGAUUUCUCUUCAAAUGACAAGCACAACAGACUUUCCUUAAAGAUAAGCACUGCUACUUUUGAGUUAAUAUUAAAACCCGUUGCCUCGUUAUUAUUACAGCGCAGGCUCUUGAAGUCACCAUGUAAAUGUUAUUGGGUCAUCUGUGGGUGUUAUAUAAGCACCUAACAAAUCUAAAGCCAAAGUUGACUGACCAAAAAGUUAAACCUGUUCUCACAAAAAUGUAUUGGAAAAUUCACCAUUAUUUUCAGGUGAGAUGUAUUUUAAUUAACAAAAUGUUUGUAAUUUUUUUUUUUUUUUUAAUUUUUAAUGAAUUUCUUUUAUUUAUCCCUUUUUAUUCAGGCAUUUUGUUCAAUGCUAUUUUGGGGUGUACACUUUGUUUGAUUAACUUGUUUUUUUUAUGGUUGGUGCCAAACUCUGAACUACUGUGGACUGAAUCUUUUUAAUAAACUGAACAAAAUCCCA